This is a messenger RNA of Paramecium pentaurelia, 231 nucleotides long. The record is from the annotation of a GenBank genome assembly. NCBI's taxonomy places the organism in Eukaryota, Ciliophora, Oligohymenophorea, Peniculida, Parameciidae.
AUGGGGGGGAUUGCAUUGUGUGGAGACAAAUUUUCCAUGUCCAAAAAGUAAAAUUUAAUUUUUUCUCUAAGGUUUUUAAAGAGCCUGAAUUACUUUUUGUUUUGGAUUCUUCGACCAAAAAGAAUAACAAUUUUCACCAAUAGAUAAAGAGUAAGAUUUUUUUUUACACGUUUUCCCAAUCUCCCAUUUGUUCUCAAAUAAUUACCAUUAUUUAUGCCAAAACAAGAAUGA